GGUGGGCAGAGCUAGUGUAAACAGUGUUGGGCUAUUUGCACUUAGUGUCAACAUUUUUUCUUCCCCUCGCUUGGGCCCGUGCCCAUAAUGCCCAUUGGAUAAUCCGGCCCAGCUCUGAUGUUAUUCUGAAUUCAUCAGCUCUGAGAUCUUCAAGCUCUACAGAACUUCUACAGAUUCAUUCUGUCGUUGUGAAGAAACAUCUUGAAGAAUGAGAAGCCUGAUGUGUGUGCUGUUCCUGGUGCUCUUCUGCUCUGUGCCGAUGACUUCAAGUGCUCCCCAUCCAAUUUUUGCAGAAUCAUACUGCUGUUUAAUGCUCAAUAAUAGGAUGAUUCCUCUAAAGCAAGUGGUCUCUUACUCCUGGACCAGCAGCAACUGUGCCAAACGCGCUAUUGUGUUUAAGACAGUUGCAGGGAGAGAGAUCUGUGUAGAUCCAGAGAUGACCUGGGUGAGCCACCUUGUUGAUAAAGUGGACAAAAGCACAAUCUGUUGAGGUCGGAUUCUAGACAUUUAGAGGCCCUAUAGGCAAAAUUCAUGUUGGACGCCCCCAC
Sinocyclocheilus rhinocerous is the source of this 548-nucleotide messenger RNA. RefSeq names its product monocyte chemotactic protein 1B-like. Gene Ontology annotation, cellular component: extracellular region. Lineage: Eukaryota; Metazoa; Chordata; Actinopteri; Cypriniformes; Cyprinidae. Gene Ontology annotation, molecular function: chemokine activity. Gene Ontology annotation, biological process: immune response. The record is from RefSeq and is a predicted model, not a curated record. Bases 209 to 490 code for a protein of 93 amino acids. The transcript is spliced from 3 exons.